Messenger RNA from Oncorhynchus masou masou (cherry salmon), 3739 nucleotides. RefSeq names its product cyclin-dependent kinase 11B-like. Gene Ontology annotation, cellular component: nucleus. Bases 125 to 2662 code for a protein of 845 amino acids. Gene Ontology annotation, molecular function: protein serine/threonine kinase activity; ATP binding. Gene Ontology annotation, biological process: regulation of mitotic cell cycle; protein phosphorylation. The record is from RefSeq and is a predicted model, not a curated record. The transcript has 21 exons. NCBI's taxonomy places the organism in Eukaryota, Metazoa, Chordata, Actinopteri, Salmoniformes, Salmonidae.
UUUAGAAGAAGAAGAAGGAAGCGUUUGAGUCUUCCGGUUGUCCAAGAUUGCGCGGAGUAUAUUUCAGUGAAACUGCUAUGGAUAAGAUACGAGGCGCUACUCAGCAGGCGGCGAGCGGGUGCUGAUGGGGGACGAAAAGGACACCUGGAAAGUGAAAACACUCGACGAAAUUCUCCAAGAGAAGAAACGCAGACGGGAGCUGGAGGAGAGUACGGAGCCCAAACGUCUGAAAAAUUGCGUUCCGUGCCCUGUUCCACAGACGGAUGAUCGGGAAGCCAAACGGGACACUCCGGAAGAAGGAGAACUACGGGAUAAAAAAAUGGAAAUAACAAUCCGGAAUUCCCCGUACAUACGGGAAGAUUCCACCGAGGACAGGGGCAGCCUGUUUGUUGAGUCGUUGGCACUAGACAGUCUUCCCAAUUCCAGGGGAGAAGAGGAUGAAUCGCUGGCAAUAAAGCCUCCCCAGCAAAUUACCAGAAAAGACAAAUCUCACCACAGAAAGGAGGAGAAAAGAAAGGACAAGAGACGCCGCCGCAGUCACUCUGCUGAAGGAGCAGCAGGGAAACGCGUUCGGCCCAAAGACAAGGACAGGGAGAGUGAGCGCAGAAAGCGGCAGUGGGAGGAGCAGGACAAGGCCCGGCGAGACUGGGAGAGGCAGAAACGCAGGGAACAGGCCAGAGCACAAUCCCGCAGAGAGAGAGCUCCUGACAGGAUUCCCCCGUCUUCCCCGGACUACAGGGACAGGUUGGAGCAGGUGGAGCGCCAGCGCGAGAGGGACCGCAAGCUCCGCGAGCAGCAGCAGAAGGAGCAGCGUGAGCAGAAGGAGAGGGAGAGAAGGGCAGAGGAGCGCCGGAAAGAGCGCGAGGUGCGCCGAGAAGUUCCGUCCCACCACCGUGCGCUGCCCGAUGAGUACGGUGACAAGCCCAAACAGAGCCACCGCAGUCGCAGCCCCAACCCCAACCCCAACCAGACUCCCCGGGAUAGACUGGAGCAAAACAGCGAGCCACACAGAACUGGUGCAGCAAAGGAUGAGAAGCCUGAGGACAAGGACCUUCUCUCUGACCUCCAGGACAUCAGUGACAGCGAGAGGAAGACCAGUACAGGAGAGUCCUCCUUAGGUUCAGGGUCAGGCUCUGAUGAGGAGAAUGAUGAUGGAUCUAGCAGCGAGGGAGAGGAAGAGGAAUCGGGUUCGGGCUCAGGAGAAUCUGACCAGACUGCAGGUGACGUGAGUGAAGAUGAGCGGUCUGAGGAAGAGUUUGAGGAAGAAAGAGAGAACAGCAACCAUAUUGCCCCAGUUGUAACUGCCCCCUCAUUAACCAUCCCAGUGCCUGAGUCCCGAUUUGACCAUGACACUGAGGAAAGUGGAGAGGAGGAGGAGGAGGAGGAGGAAGAGGACGAGGAGGAGGAGGAGGAAGAAGCAGGGGAGGGUGAUGUCACCCCCCAGUCGGUGUCUCACUCCCACUCAGCCACCCCUGAACUAGAGGAGAACUACAUCCCUGACUCUCCUCCUAUCUCCCCGGUGGAGCUAAAGAAGGAGCUGCCCAAGUACCUGCCAGCUCUACAGGGGUGUCGUAGUGUCGAGGAGUUCCAGUGUCUAAAUCGUAUCGAGGAAGGGACCUACGGUGUGGUGUACAGGGCCAAGGACAAAAAAACAGAUGAGAUUGUGGCCUUGAAGCGUUUGAAGAUGGAGAAGGAGAAAGAAGGUUUCCCCAUCACAUCUCUGAGAGAGAUCAACACCAUUCUGAAGGCCCAGCACCCCAACAUCGUCACUGUCAGGGAAAUUGUUGUUGGAAGCAACAUGGACAAGAUCUACAUUGUUAUGAACUACGUGGAGCACGACCUGAAGAGCUUGAUGGAGACCAUGAAACAGCCUUUCCUGCCAGGUGAAGUGAAGACCCUGAUGAUCCAACUGCUGCGAGGUGUUCGCCAUCUCCACGACAACUGGAUCCUCCACCGCGACCUGAAGACCUCCAACCUGCUGCUCAGUCACAAGGGGAUCCUUAAGGUGGGUGACUUUGGUCUGGCCCGUGAGUAUGGUUCUCCCCUGAAGCCCUAUACACCUGUGGUGGUGACACUGUGGUACCGUUCGCCGGAGCUGCUGCUGGGAGCCAAAGAGUACUCCACAGCUGUGGACAUGUGGUCUGUGGGCUGCAUAUUUGGAGAGCUCCUUACCCAGAAACCUCUCUUCCCUGGAAAAUCUGAAAUCGACCAAAUUAACAAGAUAUUUAAGGACUUGGGGUCGCCCAGCGAGAAGAUUUGGCCGGGCUACAACGAGCUCCCUGCCGUGAAGAAGAUGACUUUCACAGAGUACCCCUACAACAACAUGCGCAAGCGCUUCGGAGCCCUGCUAUCAGACCAGGGCUUUGACCUCAUGAACAAGUUCCUCACCUAUUGCCCCAGCAAGAGGAUCCUGUCGGAUGAGGCACUGAAGCACGAGUAUUUCCGGGAGACGCCGCAGCCCAUCGACCCGUCCAUGUUCCCCACCUGGCCCGCCAAGAGCGAGCAACAGAGAGUGAAGAGGGGCACCAGCCCGCGCCCCCCCGAGGGAGGCCUGGGCUACAGUCAGCUGGGUGACGAUGACCUGAAAGACACCGGCUUCCAUCUGACCACCAGCAACCAAGGGGCUUCUGCUGUGGGCCCAGGGUUCAGCCUCAAGUUCUGAGCUGCACAUGGAGGACAGGACACCCUGUGUAUGCAAAAAGAGAGACUAGCAUGGUCACCUGACCAGACAAUGAAUCAUGGGACAUGUAGGUUUUAAUGUGGCUGGGCUUAUUGUGGGAAUGACCUCCGGUGUCAGGGGUCAGCUUACUGCCCUCACUGUGACACUGUGAGGGUACAGACUGGUCAUGACAUGAACAACGGACAAAUCCGCUUAAUGUCUCUUUCCGUAUGGAUGAAUCCCAACAGUUAAACAGUCACUUCUUUUAACAUUCUCGACUCUGACAAGUGCAUCGAAACCAAACUACAAUUUGUCAGUAGCUUAGCUCAUGUUGGCUUUUUGUUUUUGUAUUCAGUCUUUUUUUUACACUGCGGAAAAGGACCAGAAUUUAAGUGGUUGGUAUUUUUUGAGUACUGGAGCUACUGUAUAAUAAUGAAGCAGCGUUAGAUCCAUGUCAAUCCAUCAUAUUGUAAGGACUUAACUGUGUGACUGAUGGUUAACAUACCAGGACAUGUUUUUGCUAGAAAUAAAAUGUAAAACUCUUUUGCUGGCAUUUAUAAAUGCUGUCUGAGCUAAGCAAACAGCACCACACACUGCCUGCCAAAGAAAAAAAGAAAGGAUGUCGAGUCCAACAAAAAUUCCAGCCUUGAACCCGGCUCUAUAGUAACCGUCCAAGAGUGAUGUCCUCCUUUGCCCUGCACGCUAUGUCUCGGCAGAUUUCAGGGGAAGGAGCCCCUGAUUGUCUUUGUUAUUGAAGUGGCUCAUGAUUUUUAGGACUAAACCAUCAAGUUAUUUGAUUUCUUGCGAGAGGAAAAUAAACCUUACAUUCUCAUUCUUGGGAUACGGCUGGCUGCUCGGACUGGAACAGUUGAAAAACUUUCCCUCGUAUGGGUACUCCUUAGAAUCAGCAGAAAUUUACAUGCAUUAAUCAGUUUAUCUGCAAGUCCCCUCUAAGCCCUUCUGUGGAGUAUUACACCUGAUGUGUCAAAUGAGUAGGCGAAGCAUUGUGGCCACCUAAAGGAUAACUAACCUAGCUGGAUGUCGUAGGUGUUUCAUAUCUAAAUAAAGGUCAAAACAGUU